Molecule: messenger RNA, 518 nt
Organism: Magallana angulata
Lineage: Eukaryota; Metazoa; Mollusca; Bivalvia; Ostreida; Ostreidae
Exons: 4
Coding region: 30-518 (162 amino acids)
Source: RefSeq, a predicted model, not a curated record
UGCUUUCUAGCAAUAACAAGCAGAUAAUUAUGGAGACAUUAGGUUCAGUACCAAGAGAAAACAAAUUUGAAGAGGGAAAAGAGCAACCUAAUGACAAUCAUCCGACAAGAAAUCGGGAAUUAACCGAGAGAACCGAUAAGAGUUUGUUAUCAAGGAUACAGAAUUUUGAAAAAAGGACUCACGUCGAGGACUCUUCCAAUUCCGAAAAUGAACAGUUGGAGCUAAGGCCAAACAGUAUUUUGCUUUCUAGCAAUAACAAGCAAUUAAUUAUGGAGACAUCAGGUCCAAUACCAAGAGAAAACAAAUUUGAAGAGGGACAAGAGCAACCUAAUGACAAUCAUCCGACAAGAAGUCGGGAAUUAACCGAGAGAAACGAUAAGACUUUGUCAUCAAGGAAACAGAAUUUUGAAAAAAGGAAACGCGUCGAGGACUCCCCCGAUUCUGAAAAUGAACAGUUCAAGGGUCUGACAGACCCUGAUGAGUGUAAGCAGAAGGGUGGUGAUUUUAAUCAGGCUUGA